AUGGCGGAUCUCAGCAUUCGUGGCAUGUGGGAUGAAGCCGGCAGGCGAUUCCAGGCCCGCACAGAAAGGUCUCUAGACCUGAAGCCUCCCAAAAGUAUAGACGACAUUCGGGACAUGAUAGAACGCCGAUACGACCCUUCAUCUCCGGCAGAGUCAGAUGAAGGCCAUGAACGAGCUAAACGGAUCGGCUUAAACAUUCUAUCCUGUAUCAAGCUCUUGGGUGGAGUAGCAGCUCAAGGAGCGGAGUUGGUAUUCCAACCUGCGGGUGUUUGUUUCAACGCCAUUUCUCUACUUCUCGAUGUUCCACAGUCGAUUCACGAGUUUCAUGGCACAAUUGACGCCGUCUUCGGAAUCGUUGGCCCCACCCUCAGCCAAUUCAAGAUUUACGAGAGAAUUGAACUGUUCAACACUAUCGACCCAGAGCUGAAUACUGCUAUACACAAAGUCAUGAUAAGUUUUGUCGACAUCUGUGCACUAGCAAUAGUACUUCGGAAAGGCAGCAGGUGGAAACGGUUCAAGGCAGCUACAAAGCAAGCCUUACUGAACGAUGACUCUGGCUUGAAGGAUGAGAUUGAGCAAUUUGAGAAGCUUGUGAAGGGGCAGCAGAAUGUCCAAGCUACCUUGACUUUGGAGGUGGCUCUGAGUGCCAAAGCAGACCUUGCUACCAUCUUGGGAAAGGCCUGUGAGACUGGUAAGAGGAUUGAUGACAUUGCGAUUGGCAUCCUAGACCUGAAAGAGGCGGAGACAAAUCGCAGCUUGGAGAAGACGAGACAAGAAAACCUCACAAAGAUUCGAACUAAAUUAGCAAUUGAUGAGAAGAACAUCAAGGCGUCCAAAGAUGUUUGCGAGAAGAUAUGGCAAAGAUGCAUAACAGACAGUGGGGAUUGGCUCCGAGACAUGGAAGACUACCAGAAGUGGUCUGAUAAGUCUACCAACGAUGCAAGUCCAUUGCUGCUACUAACUGGCGAAGCGCACUCGGGAAAGUCAAGUGCAAUGUCGACCAUAGUACACCAGCUGAAGGCUGCCCACGAAUCUCAGGGCCAAUCGACAGCCCGAGCCCUUGUUGCUUAUUAUUUCUUCCCUUUCUUCGCUAAGAAAGCAGACGACGACAAGCGGCCGGGCGCAACUGCAGUGAAGCACAUUGCAUUUCAACUUGCCGAGCAAGACUCCGGCACUGCCAAAAGCAUGGCUGCAUUUUGUGAUGAGAAACACAGUGAAUCGUAUUUUAGAGAUUCUACCUGCAAAGAUCUUUGGCGCGAGCUGAAGAUUGGGACGCCGAAACCAGGAACCAUGCAUUUCAUCAUUGUCGACGGCCUGGAUGGACUGUUUGAAGGGCAUCCAGAGGCCGCAAAUCACUUUCUAGAUAUCUUCGAGACAAUACAGAGCCAGAUGUCCACUGGCAGCGAUGGGAAUCGGGUACGGCUGAUUGUGAGUGGCAAAAGCGAUAAUUUCCAAAGAGAAUCUCUCCAAUCGGCCCCAAAUAUCGAGAUUGAGAAAUACAAUGGUUCAGAUAUCACGUCGUACAUUCACGAAGAGCUGAAAAAGACAAAUCUUUUGCAAGGCGAAGAGUCUGAAACAACUCGUCUUCGAACAAAAGUGCACGAUCGGCUACUUGAAGAGGCCAAGGGGAAUUUCCUCAAGGUGCAGACUGCUCUGGAGAAGAUCAAGGACUUGAUCAUGUCCGAUGGCUCGGAAGCUGAGAUGGACACCAUUCUAGACGAGUCUAACCAAGAUAAGAGGACAAUCUCUGAAAACGUCAUUCUCGAACUUCAACAGUCUCUCAAGCCGCAGUCCAUCGAAGAACUAAAUGAGCUUCUGAUAUGGAUCGUAUACGGCUUUGUAUACUUUGACGCUGCCGAUCUGGAAGCUGUACGGUUCCUCCGCUUCGGAACUGUCUCUCUACAGAAACUUGAGGACAAGCUGAAGGGCAUGUAUUCUAAACUCUUUUUUUCUCACUACGGAAAUGUGGCUAUAUUGCCAUCAAUCGAGCCUCUCAUUACCAAAGAAAGGAACCGCCCACGGAUCAGCGAGGAUGCGCCUAAAAUUUCCCUCAACCUGACCAUCUCCAACGGCGACAUUACAACUGUGCAGAACUUUCUCUGGAGCCUUUUCCAGAAAUCCAUGGUCGAGAAGUUCGAAUUUGAACCUAUAUCUGGCCCUACGCGUUCUGCUGCCCGGGAAAUCCAGGUCAACGAAUAUGACUCACAUCUCGCUAUAGUGAAACAGGGACUGCGUUUUCUCACAUCUCCACCGGACGAGAGGACGAAGCUUAUAGGCCCCUAUAUAAUUCGAACACUUCAUCGUCACUUGGAACACCUAAAUCAAGCAAUUGGCUAUGAUGAAAUCCUUGCAUCUGACAAGAAGGAUAUUGGAGACGGCCUUUUCGCUCUAUUUGUCUCUGGAGAUGUGAUAGAGAAACACUGGUGGUCAUUUCAGGUUCAUCAAGAGAUGAAUUGGAUGGGCCAAGAUGACAGAAUUGAAAUAUUCCGGAAUUGGCUGAAGGACCCGGACGCAAUCGGUCACCUCGGCAGACUUGACAAAGAUUGGCUCAGGACUGUCAAUACGAGCCCGAGGCCGAAUCGAGAACUUCUCACACCCAUGAUGAAGACGGUGGCGCAACACUGGCUUCUAGGCAAUGAAUGGUCUGCUGGGGAGUGUUUCAAUUUCUUGCGCCUGUUUAUGCUUCUGGAUCCGCCAGAGAAGCCAUCUGAGCCCGAACCAAUCAUGCCGACGCAUAUACCUGAAAAGCUAGAGAGAGCCGAGCAAUGGUGGGAAGCCGCCCAAUACUUUGAGGACAGUGACUCGGCUAUUUCAAACUUCACAAAAGCAACCGAGUGCGAUAAUCCAAGCCUCAGCUGCUUCAAGAGUCUAGCUGAAGCAUACUACGACAACGAUGAGCUUCUUUCCGCAUGUUCGAUGAUGGAAAGGGCACUCGAAAUGGUUAACGCAGCCGAGACACCAGAUGAAGGCGAGCUGACAAGCAUCUACUUACGACUUGCAUUUUGGUACAACCACUUGCAACAGCCAGAUCGCGCUAUAAUGCAUUAUCAAAAGGCACUGGAAGUAGACCCGGCUAACCAAGACGCUCUCAAUGGCAUGUUAACCACCUCUAUUGCAUCGAGCUCCGAGCAAGCAACUCAUGACCUCAUACUUGAGAUGAGCAAACUAAGCUCCAAAGAGCCGGGUGUCUACCAAUUGACCUCGACAAUACUCAGUCAAGCAUUAGACUUUAGUUACACCUCCCCACUGCGUAGUCUGAUCAGCAUAUGUCUUUCACAUCAAAGUUGCAUGGAUACCUUGCGAGAAGCAAUGGAUCAAGCAAUUGAAGCGGCGCGAAAGCAGGAGUUGAAAAUCGAGCUCCUCAUAUUGCUGUUCCACCGCGGCCUAGCUUCUCUUUAUAAUGAAGAUUUGCAACACUCUCAGUCAGCAUCGCAAGCGAUCGAUUUCUGGAAGGACAGCUAUACAAUCACGGACCAGCUUAUUCGGAAGGACGACGACGAGGAUAAUCUGAAAUAUAGAUAUCAAUCCUUUUACGACACUAUUGUCAAUCACUUGAGUCUUUACUACUUUGAGCAAACUAGAAAGUCGCCAGAUUCUUCCGAAUUCUACUCCAAGCUGGAAGAACUAAGGCGAGGCUUCCGUUUCUCUGGCAUUGAAGGGAUAACUGCAGCAGACAUUUUCGCCUCUGCAUUCCACACUAUUCGCGGCGACAGAACUGCGGCUAGAGAAGUAGUGAAGCAGUACAUGCGAAUUUCUAUCGAAAAUCUGUCUGAUGACACGGAUGAGAAUGAUUACUGGGCAGCGUACAUCCAAUUUAAAUGUCUUUCAGCAUGUGGAGAUUAUUUGAACGCAUUGACGGCCUGGUCCCUUCUUGAACCGAUUGAAACGGAUAUCGUCGCAAGAGCGCUCAAUCUUGACGGAGGACCUCAGCAGUGGCUUAUUGACGAGAUGGCUUUGUUUAUUAAGACAAAAUGCCCGCUUGGGGCCACGCAGUUUGACAGAUUGAAUGCGGUGAAAGCCGAAUUGAAGGCACGAUUGGCGGCAGCGAGCGAAGAAGGAGAUGAGUUAGAGGAGUCACAUGCGCGUCUGGAGGAGAUUCAGAAGGGACUCACUGUUUUGGAAUCAGUGGAAGCGCCGGAAACAAAUGCGACAGGCGACAAUUCUGAAGAGGUGACGAUCACGCCGUUGGAGGAAAAAGACAUUGCUAAGAAGUUUGGCUAUACCUGCGACGGUACAUGUGGUGAUAAACCGAUAGACUUCAACAACGGCUUGAGCAUAUGCAAGUACUGCUGGGAUGUAGGCUUCUGCGAUGAAUGCUUGCCUCUACUGAAGGCAAACAAGUUGAAGAAGAUUGUGUGCAACCCUGGCCAUGAAUGGCUGGCAAUACCCAAGUGGAAUCCGAGGGGCAACGCGGCGGUUCGAGAUGGCGUGGUUCAAAUAGGCGGAGAAUUGGUGGAUGGUGUCCGCGUCGGAGGUGAGACUGUGACAGUGAAGGAGUGGUUGGCUUCACUGAGGAAAGAGUGGGAGAUAUAA
This is a messenger RNA of Trichoderma breve, 4533 nucleotides long. Its product is annotated as tetratricopeptide repeat domain-containing protein. NCBI's taxonomy places the organism in Eukaryota, Fungi, Ascomycota, Sordariomycetes, Hypocreales, Hypocreaceae. Gene Ontology annotation, molecular function: protein binding. The coding region runs from base 1 to 4533 and encodes 1510 amino acids. The record is from RefSeq and is a predicted model, not a curated record. The transcript is spliced from 5 exons.